This is a messenger RNA of Naumovozyma castellii, 1683 nucleotides long. RefSeq names its product Tcm62p (gene TCM62). The transcript has a single exon. NCBI's taxonomy places the organism in Eukaryota, Fungi, Ascomycota, Saccharomycetes, Saccharomycetales, Saccharomycetaceae. The record is from RefSeq and is a predicted model, not a curated record. The coding region runs from base 1 to 1683 and encodes 560 amino acids.
AUGGUUGAUAAAUCUUUCCCUUUUGCGCGACUGACUCGUUCCAUCAAAACACUUCACACUCCAAUCUAUGAUGCCAAGGCACCAAUAACAAGAACACAUCUAUUAGCUAAAGUGAAAUUAUUAAAUAAAAUUUUGAAUUCCUGUACUUAUAAUAGAACAUUACUUUGCACUACAAAAUAUAAUGCUUCACCGAAAUUUCUUUCCUCUAGAGAUACCGUAAGGGUAAAGAACGUAAUUGAUGAAUAUCUAAGAUCUUUGCAUGUCAAGGAAGCGUCUAAGUUCAAGGUCACACCAAAGGAAAAAUUGGAGAAACUUGGGCUCGAAUUGUUUUUGCAAUGUAACGAAAGUCAUAAAUCCCCUGUUGCUACGACUCUGGCAUGCUCUUUAGCUGAAAAUAUGAAUCGAUAUCCCGACGUCGAUAUCUCAACUGGUAUAAAUAUGGGACUAGAUUAUGCUAGGGAAUUUCUUUUAAAAAAUAAAAUAAUAUUAUCAAGCCCUAAAGAGGUAGAUGCACUCGUUGACAAUUUGGUGACUGAGGAGAAGGAUUCUGAAGUAAUCAAGAAGGUCCUUAAGAUAUUGGAUUAUGAUUUGACAUCUGAUGAUAUGGUUCGCGUUAUAAAAGGUCAGAGGGUUGAUGAUGAAGUCUCUACAUCCCAAGGUUGGAAAUUCUUCAAUAGUUCAUUAUGGACCAACGAAGCAUAUUUGAGGUCGUUGGAAAUCCCAAAAAAUAAACUUGUUUCUUUGAAGGAUAGGGCAUUGGUAUUAGUAUAUGACGGUACAUUAAGAGAUGCAAAGCAAAUAUUACCUUCAUUACAUUAUGCGACAACAAUAAAGAGGUCCUUAGUUAUCUUGACUACAGGUGACUGCGUUGGAGAUGCUUUAACUUCGAUAAUCAUCCACAAUAACAAAAAUAGAAGAGGUGGAAGUGAAAGUAGAGCCCUUGUUUUGAAAUACAUAGAGAAAGAAAAUGAUAAUCUCUCUAUUCAGGAGAAUUAUAACCUUCUAUCUUUCUUGAAUUUACCAAAUGGAUUCGAAAGUAUUUAUACACCAGAUUUCAGUUCAUUGAUCCCUUCCAAGGUUUGCGCCAACAAAUACUUUGGAAAAAUCGAUACACUUAAAGCAACCUCUCAUGAGACAUUUCUAUACAAUUCAGAAACUUGGGACAAGUCAAAUGGUAAGAAUUCUUCUUCACCGAUGAGAAAAACGAUAACCUUAUAUGUUGGGGGAUUCAAUGAGAUAGAUGUUGUUGAAAGAGUAAGCACAUUGGAUAAUGCAAUCAACAACAUAUUGAGUAAUGGCUUAGCUAAGGGGUUCCUACCUGCUUAUGGAAGCUCUCUUAUAAAAGUUAUUCCUGGACUGGAGAAAAUGAAACUUGAUCAUAAAGAAUCUAAUCCAAGCAUUCAGUUAGGUUUAUCUGCUGUUAUCGACAGUUUUUAUCAUCCAAUGGAAUGUGCCCUAAACAACUCUUAUGGGAUUGAUAGAAGCACGACUUCUGAAAUCGUAUCAAGAACGAUACAAGACAAAGAAUUUGAUUCAAUUUUAAAAAUUCCGAUACAAUAUCGAACGUCACUUGAGCCAUGGAAUAAAAUGGAUGAUUGUAUUAGAAACCUUCAAAGUUAUUUGAAGCUUGUAAAUAGUUGCCACACCAUUGUGGCAAAAAUCUUUGAACCAAAGAAAAAAUGA